Messenger RNA from Punctularia strigosozonata HHB-11173 SS5, 1306 nucleotides. RefSeq names its product GroES-like protein. Lineage: Eukaryota; Fungi; Basidiomycota; Agaricomycetes; Corticiales; Punctulariaceae. The coding region runs from base 68 to 1135 and encodes 355 amino acids. Gene Ontology annotation, molecular function: oxidoreductase activity. The record is from RefSeq and is a predicted model, not a curated record. The transcript is spliced from 4 exons.
AACCCACCCUCCAGCAGUUCCUCCUAUCUCAGCAGGAACUCGCACACGAACCCUCGCCUCGUUAGCCAUGUCCAACAUCCCCGCCACCCAAACGGCCUGUGUCGUCGCCUCCUCCUCGGAGCCGAUCGAGAUCAAGGACGUCCCCGUCACGCAGGCCAAAGAUCUCCAGCCCGGCGAAUGUCUCGUCAAGCUUCACUGCACUGGUGUUUGCCACACCGAUCUCCACGCCCGUCUCGGUGACUGGCCGAUCCCCCCCAAGACCCCUCUCAUCGGUGGCCACGAGGGCGUUGGCGAGAUUGUCGCCAUCGGCGAGCACACCUCGCACAGCCCGGUCAAGGUCGGUGACCGUGUCGGCAUCAAGUGGCUCGCAGACUCGUGUUUGCGCUGCGAGAUGUGCCGCAAAGGCCUCGAGCAAUGCUGCCCCGACGCCAAGCUCUCCGGCUACACCGUCGACGGCACCUUCCAACACUACGUCGUCUCCUACACCAACCACGUCUCGCCCAUCCCGGAGAACCUCGACUCAACCGAGGCCGCCUCCAUCCUCUGCGCCGGCGUAACCGUCUACCGCGCGAUCAAGUACUCCAACACCAAAGUCGGCGACUUCAUCGUCCUCCCCGGCGCCGGCGGAGGCCUCGGCCAUCUCGCCGUGCAAUACGCCAAUGCGAUGGGCCUCCGCGUCAUCGCGAUCGACACCGGCGCGGACAAGAAGGAGCUCACGCUCAAGCUCGGCGCCGAGCACUGGAUCGACUUCCGGGAGACGAAGGACCUCGUCGCCGACGUCAAGAAGCUCACCGGCGGCCUCGGCGCGCACGCCGCGGUCGUCACCGCCGCCACCGGCGCCGCAUACAACCAGGCCGUCGACUACCUCCGCCCCGGAGGCACCCUCAUGGCUGUCGGUCUCCCAGGAAAAGCGACCCUCGAGGCCAGCAUCUUCUUCACCGUCUUCAAGGCCGUGAACAUCCUCGGCUCGUACGUCGGCAACCGCCAAGACGCCAUCGAGGCGCUCGAGAUCGCCUCGCUCGGCAAGGUCAAGUGCCACUACGUCACCCGCCCGCUCUCCGACCUUAAGGACGUGUACGAGAGCAUGGAGAAGGGUACCGUCGCCGGCCGUAUCGUCCUCGACAUGCGCGAGUGAUUGGAAACAGUAGCGGACCAGAAGAAUAAUUGAACGUGUCAUGUAUACUACGGUGUCCUGUUGUAUAUUCGCUUGGGAGGGUCAGAUUCGCUCGCACGUAAUGGCGUAGAUUGUAUCAAUUGUUGUUUUUGUGGUAGUUGCACGAAUGAAUGGGAUCCGUGAAGAACAAGG